CGGGCGGAGGGCAGCAUGGGCUAUUCGGGCCGGGUGCGGGUGGCCUUCAUCACGCGCACUCGGACGCGCAGGGCCACCUCCUCUUCCCUGGCCUCCCGGAGCAGCAUGGGCCGCACAGCUCGCAGAAUGUGCUCAAUGGGCAGAUGCGCCUCGGGCUGCCUGGAGAAGUGUUCGGGCGCUCGGAGCAAUAUCGCCAGGUGGCCAGCCCGCGGACCGACCCGUACUCGGCGGCGCAGCUCCACAAUCAGUACGGCCCCAUGAAUAUGAACAUGGGUAUGAACAUGGCAGCGGCCGCGGCCCACCACCACCACCACCACCACCACCCCGGUGCCUUUUUCCGCUACAUGAGGCAGCAGUGCAUCAAGCAGGAGCUCAUCUGCAAGUGGAUCGACCCCGAACAGCUCAGCAACCCCAAGAAGAGCUGCAACAAAACUUUCAGCACCAUGCACGAGCUGGUGACCCACGUCUCGGUGGAGCAUGUCGGAGGCCCGGAACAGAGCAACCAUGUCUGCUUCUGGGAGGAGUGUCCUCGCGAAGGCAAGCCCUUCAAGGCCAAAUACAAACUGGUCAACCACAUCCGCGUGCAUACAGGCGAGAAACCCUUUCCCUGCCCCUUCCCAGGCUGCGGCAAGGUCUUCGCGCGCUCCGAGAACCUCAAGAUCCACAAAAGGACCCACACAGGGGAGAAGCCUUUCCAGUGUGAGUUUGAGGGCUGCGACCGGCGCUUUGCCAACAGUAGCGACCGGAAGAAGCACAUGCACGUCCACACCUCCGAUAAGCCCUAUCUCUGCAAGAUGUGUGACAAGUCCUACACGCACCCCAGUUCCCUGCGGAAGCACAUGAAGUCCCCUCUGGUCCCCCCUCCCGGCUUUUGUCUUGCAGGUCCAUGAGUCCUCCCCCCAGGGCUCUGAGUCCUCCCCCGCCGCCAGCUCAGGCUACGAGUCCUCCACGCCCCCGGGGCUGGUUUCCCCCAGCUCCGAGCCUCAGAGCAGCUCCAAUCUGUCCCC
Ictidomys tridecemlineatus (thirteen-lined ground squirrel) is the source of this 1007-nucleotide messenger RNA. It is a transcript of the gene Zic2, whose product is annotated as Zic family zinc finger 2. The record is from RefSeq and is a predicted model, not a curated record. Gene Ontology annotation, cellular component: nucleus. Lineage: Eukaryota; Metazoa; Chordata; Mammalia; Rodentia; Sciuridae. Gene Ontology annotation, biological process: regulation of transcription by RNA polymerase II. Gene Ontology annotation, molecular function: RNA polymerase II cis-regulatory region sequence-specific DNA binding; DNA-binding transcription factor activity, RNA polymerase II-specific.